CUGUCGAAUACUAUGUAAUGUAAAUAUUUCUAAGAUUUUACUUUUCACAAGUUGUUGCUAAUAAUAUUAUUUGUAAUGAAAACCUUUGUGUUAAACUGAAAAAUAAUGCCAAACAGAAGCAUUUUCACUAGUGUUCUCAGACGUUUGGACCCGACAGUAUAUCAAGGGGCAACGGGGCCAGUGCUCAGAUACCCACAGCUCCCCUUCUGUAGACUAAUGUAUGUUAUUCUUGGACUUUUAUUAUUGUGAUUGUGAAUAAAAACUGCACUGAUUCAUGUUCAACUUCAAAUAUCAUGAUAUAUAUUGAUGUGAUACGUGUACUUUUCAGUUUUUUGAUCAGGACUGCUGAUUCUUAUUUCUUAGUGAGUUCCUAAGGACACAUCAGUGAUGGAGCAAUGUCUGUUCAUACUCUUGUUUCUCACAGGAGUCUUCCCCCUAGUCCAGUCUGUCCCCCAGAGAUACUAUCUGAUCCAGCAGGGGAAAACAUGGAGUGAUGCUCAAGCAUACUGCCGGAUCAACCACAAUGACCUGGCUAUCAUUGAAAGUAAUGACAACAUGGUUCAACUACAGAAUGAAGCACAGAGACAACAAUUCAGUUCCAGUGCUUGGAUUGGAAUGUACAAUGAGAUCAACAGCUGGCGAUGGUCCCUUGGAAAUGAGAUACUGGGAAGUAUGACAGAUUGGCCUAAAGGACAGCCUAACAACAAAAAUGGACAUCAGGAGUGUGCUGCAAUAAGUCCAUGGGGUUGGGACGAUAGGCCAUGUACAUUCACAUUACCCUUUGUGUGCUUUGAUGACAGUAAAGCUGACAGUCAGAGGUAUAUUUACAUCUCCAAUCUUGUGACAUGGCCUGAAGCCCAGAGUUACUGUAGACACCAUCACACAGACCUGGCCAGUGCAAGAGAUGCAAAAGAAAACUUACUUAUACAGGCACUGGUCCCUGAAUGGACAUGGUUUGGUCUGUUCAGAGACUCCUGGAAGUGGACAGACCAAACCAACAUCUCUACCAUCAGCUGGAUGUCAGGAAAACCUGAUAAUGCCCUGGGGAAUGAAAAUUGUGGCUAUUUAUAUAACAGUCAGGCUGCUGAUGCACAGUGCUCAGACAUAAUGCCUUUCUUCUGUUACUCAGUAAUCACUGGAAAAAAUCAGAUCAUAAGGGUGAAGAUCCAGUCGAAUCAGGAAGUGAAUAAUUUUACAGUAAAGAUUGCCACCUUGAAGGAGAUAAAUCAGAAACUGAUGGCAGAGAACAUCACAGUGAAAUGGAGGGAGCAACCAGAUGGAGUGGUGUUUCACAAGAAGAAAGAAAAUAAUACUAUAGAAGCAAAAGAAGACUGUAGUGUCCAGUAACAUAAUUCCGUAGUGCACUAACAAUUUUAGUCUGAGCAAUAUGUUCACUUUGAGAAAUUUUAUGAGAUUUAGUUAACAGUUAAAGUGACAAUGAAGGGGGGAAAACACAUUUACACUACCUUUCUUUUUCAGUUAAUGUCUAAGAUAAUAUAUGUAUUUUUCAUUUCUUUGUCUUAAAUGUCUUUUUACCCUAAAGGUAGUCGAUCAGCUGAAAUGUGUUCGGGUGUUUGCUUCUUUAGUUUUACACUGAAGCUAUGACACUAAUGUAGCUCUUUAUAUACUCACAUUUGUAAGAUCCUUAAUCUUGUAUAACACUUAUUAUAGUCAUUCACACUGCUCAUCUCUCUUGCUUACUCCUGAGCUCCAUUUCCGAGUGUUCCGCCAUGUUCCUUUUUUGCUCACUGGGUUCUAACACUCUGAUAAUGUCUGUAAAGCUGCUCCGGAACAGUCUCUGAAACAAUACUGUAAAAAUCUCUAUAAAACUCCAUAUUAACAAAUCAUGUAUUCAUUAUGACACACCUUAACUAUUAAA
Messenger RNA from Pangasianodon hypophthalmus (striped catfish), 1879 nucleotides. RefSeq names its product C-type mannose receptor 2-like. NCBI's taxonomy places the organism in Eukaryota, Metazoa, Chordata, Actinopteri, Siluriformes, Pangasiidae. The record is from RefSeq and is a predicted model, not a curated record. The transcript is spliced from 5 exons. Bases 388 to 1347 code for a protein of 319 amino acids.